Mycotypha africana is the source of this 198-nucleotide messenger RNA. RefSeq lists its product as uncharacterized. The record is from RefSeq and is a predicted model, not a curated record. NCBI's taxonomy places the organism in Eukaryota, Fungi, Mucoromycota, Mucoromycetes, Mucorales, Mycotyphaceae. Bases 1 to 198 code for a protein of 65 amino acids. The transcript has a single exon.
AUGCAUCAACGUCUGAUGAUGUCAAUAUCAAUUCUAGAUCCAUUGUCUAAUCCUAUGAAUCAACUCCCCACCCGUCCCCUCGAUCAGCCGCCACUCGCCAAUCAUGGACCGUCCGUUGACCGGCCCUGUGUCACAUUCUCUAUGAACUCGAUCAUAUGUUUCAUGGAUUUGAUUCCCCUCCACCAGACUACUCACUAG